AUCAAAAUAAAAUUGUUUUCAUUAUUUGAACAAUCUUUAAAUAAAAUUUAAGUUUUGGGCUUACCUCAAAAUUUGCAACAAUGGAAUCCACUGAAAAUCAAUCUGAAGUAAAUAGAGAUGAAUUAAUUUUACAGCAGCAACGCCAAAUAGAAAAAGAGAUAUGUGAUACAAUUCCAUUAAUUAGCGAGUUACAAUCAGUAGAUACUUUAAUUGAUGAAUACCUUGACGAUGAUAUUUACAAAUCUAAAGUUUCCGAUCUUGGCGAUAAAUACAAAUCGAUUCGCCGGACAAGACCUGAUGGUAAUUGCUUUUUUCGUGCAUUUGCAUAUGCUUAUUUGGAGUAUUUAGUAGGAAAUAAAGAAGAUUACAAUAAAUUCAGAGAACUUGCCCUUAAGUCAAAAGAAAAACUUGUUCAGCUAGGUUUUCCUCAGUUCACACUUGAAGAUUUUCAUGAAACUUUCAUGGAAGUUAUUAACAGGGUUUCACCAUCAGGAUCAGGUGACGAGAAAGAAGAAUUACACAAAGUUUUUAAUGAACAAGGAUAUUCAGAUUAUGUAGUUGUUUAUCUUAGAUUGAUCACUUCUGGACAAUUGCAGGAAGGCGCCGACUUUUAUCAAAACUUUAUUGAGGGAAACUUUACUAUAGAAGAAUUUCGUCAUCAGGAAGUUGAGCCAAUGUAUAAGGAGUCAGAUCAUAUUCAUAUUAUAGCAUUAUGUGCAGCCCUAAAUGUUGGUGUUCGUGUCGAGUAUAUGGAUCGUGGAGAUGGUGGAAAAGUCGUUGCUCAUGAUUUUCCAGAAGGUACUGACUCAAAAGUUUUUCUAUUGUACAGACCAGGACACUAUGAUAUUCUUUAUCCAAAAUGAGCAAUUACGAAAAAAUAAUUUUCGUAUUUUUUUUUCUUUUUGUAAUUAUAACGAAUUUAAAUAUUAAAUUUUCAAAUAUUAUAAUUAUAAUAAUAUUUAGGUUUAUUAAUUUAAAUAAUUCAAAAAUUCUUGAUUUUAUAAGUUCAGAAUGGGAAUAUUUUGUAAUAAAAUAAAUGUUUAAAUGAAAAUAUUAUACCAUAAUUUUG
Molecule: messenger RNA, 1069 nt
Organism: Condylostylus longicornis
Lineage: Eukaryota; Metazoa; Arthropoda; Insecta; Diptera; Dolichopodidae
Product: ubiquitin thioesterase otubain-like
Exons: 5
Coding region: 81-863 (260 amino acids)
Biological process (GO): protein K48-linked deubiquitination
Cellular component (GO): nucleus
Molecular function (GO): ubiquitin binding; cysteine-type deubiquitinase activity
Source: RefSeq, a predicted model, not a curated record